Messenger RNA from Didymodactylos carnosus, 552 nucleotides. The record is from the annotation of a GenBank genome assembly. NCBI's taxonomy places the organism in Eukaryota, Metazoa, Rotifera, Eurotatoria, Philodinida, Philodinidae.
AUGGGUAACAGUAAUCAGACCGGAGACAGCGCGACUCUCACGGAGCCGUCUGUACAGUCAACAGCUCGAGACAUAUCAUCAGCUCGGCAACUUCGUCGUACUUCGUCGACUGCACAUGCACAUAAACACCUCUAUCGCAUUCAUCCCGAGCAUGUCGAGGAUAGUUCUAAGCUAACUGUUACCACGUGUCAGCCGUCAUCGGUAGAGAAAGAUUCUUGCAUUCAGUUACCCCCUGAUAAUCAACGAAGAAGUAAAAGGGCUUUUUCUUUCUCAGAGAAACGAAUAAAAGCUUCUUGGUUAGAUCAAAAUUCAGCAACCCAUGAACAACAAUCUGUCAAAACACACCGUGAAAAACGUCAUCAUCAAUGGUUUCGACAUCAUGAUCAACCUGAUUAUUAUAGUAUUUAUUAUCAACUAAAUGACAAACCAUUCGCAAUACGUCGCCGUGAAUCUAUUAAAAAUGAACAAGGAAACCAAGAGAAAAAGAAACAUCCAAUGAUAGCGUUUGCUGAACAGGAUACGACAUCAAAGCGAGAUCAGAUCUAUGUUUGA